Messenger RNA from Cooperia oncophora, 849 nucleotides. The record is from the annotation of a GenBank genome assembly. NCBI's taxonomy places the organism in Eukaryota, Metazoa, Nematoda, Chromadorea, Rhabditida, Trichostrongylidae.
AUGUCGUCCAAGCAGUUCAUCUCGUCCACCAUUACUACAACUCGCCGUGGAAGCAGCAUCGUCAGCACAGAUAACAGUUCUCUGAGCAGAGAUUUCGUCUACUCCCUCCAUCACAACUUCAAAUCCAGUCUACUCUAUGGCAAAAAUAAUGUCUGUGUGGCUAAUGGUGAUCAGCCACCCGUUAAAGGUUAUUUAUCUCUGCAUAAGAGCUACGAGGGAGAGCUGUCACUGAGAUGGACUCCGAAUCAGCUGAUGCACGCCAGUUCACAGCCGUCAUCCGCUUCUGGUAAAGAGGCCGAACAACAGUGGUUAUGGAAGCAAGGCUCUCAUCGUGAAUAUGGAGGAUAUCAUCUACAUUCCAUCUGCACCAGAGAGGUCAAUGAAUCUUCGCCGUCGUCACUUACUUUGGUGAACUGUGACGGGGUUCAAUGUCCUCCACUACAAAUGUCCGCCGGUCAACAUUCACUCGUCUUCCUGGCCACCUUGGAAUCUGGCUUAGCUCCCACCCAUCGCCUUGAUCCCCCACUUUGGAGCGGACCAGGAAAAGAGAAGGCGCUGCCACGCCUUCGAAAACGCACAUCUGCCGUUGGGACCGGAGCGAUGCUUGACUAUGUAUUUCGUAUCGUACGUGUUGGAGGAAACGAGUUCCUGCCCACAUACAAACAGGAGGAGGAGGAGGAACCUUUGUUACCGCCGGCUGUGGAGAGCCAGAGAAACGCCUUUUCAUUAGUGAUGUUUCAGGAUGACCAUGAUUCCGAGGGUUUCGUGCUGAAACAAAUGCUGUUCGCUCAUCUUGAGCAUAUGCCCACGAAAGUCUCCUUUGAGCCUGCGAAAUCUCCUAGCGGGUGA